Molecule: messenger RNA, 2376 nt
Organism: Paramecium tetraurelia
Lineage: Eukaryota; Ciliophora; Oligohymenophorea; Peniculida; Parameciidae
Exons: 7
Cellular component (GO): plasma membrane
Molecular function (GO): calcium-activated cation channel activity
Source: RefSeq, a predicted model, not a curated record
AUGAAUUUGAGAUGUUCUGCCUUUAGAUAUUUCAGAUUUAAUCACACAAAUAAUAAAGAAUAAGAAUUUGAUAUUUUUUAUAUGUUGAAUUAAGUUCUUUAAGUAAUCGGUGUUUAGCAAAAUGAGGAAUAACAAAUGGAAGCAAUUUAUGAUGACUUUCAGAGGCCUCCAAAGAUUAAGAUUGCUAUGAUGCAUGCUGCAGCUACAAAAUUUGCCAAGACUGAUCCAAAUAUUGACCUUGAUAAAACAAAUGUGUGUCCAUGUUGUGGAUUACCAGCAAUCAUUGAAGAAAUUCCGUUAUGCUCAUCAAGAAAUGAAUUCAGUUUCAACGGAUCAGGGAUAGCGUUGUAUUUUGAUUUCUUAGUUUUUUCGGGAGUUAUCGUAUUUGCCUAUAUAGCCAUAAGUUGCGGAUACGAUAUUUAUGCGAAUUAUCAAGGGCAAAGAUGCAGUCAAAUAAAGAGUAGUAUUGCUGAUAAAUGUAAAACUGAUUUUUUCAACUAAUUUUCAUUGACAAAUGACCAUGAAGAAUUGGAUGAAGCUCGAAGCAUUCUCAAUUUUAUAUCCCAAGUGGUGAUACUUUUUUUGACUCUGUUUUACAGAAGACACAUAAGCAAAAUAGCAAUGGAAUUGGAUGAUGCAGCCAUUUUAGCAUCUGAUUUUUCAAUAAUAGUUGAGAAUAUCCCAAGAGAUGCGAAAGAACCUGAAAUUUAAGAAUACUUUUCUUAGCCCUUUCAAAAUGAAACUGUCGAAUUUAGAAAACUUUGCAUUGCUUAUGAAAUUUAACCGUAUUUGAAACUAAAUAAGUAAAAAUAACUCAAAGAAACGGUGCUCACCAAAGUACUUGAAUUGGAAGCAGAAGGAAAAUAAAUACCAAAAUCAAUACCACCAAGAGUUCAAUUAGUUUAAGAAAUAGAUAAAAUUUCAAAGGAAUUAGAUUAUAUGGAAGAUCAUAGAGCUACUAUUUUCGAUUUCAGUGGAAUAUGCAUCAUCACAUAUAAUUACGAGAAAUAAGCUGACAAUGUUUGCAAGACAUUCAAAUCUACAAGAUUUCAAAUCUUGUUAGAUUAACUGGGUUUUGAAUAGAAUGAGUUCAAGAAAUUCAGAAACAAUAACCUUUUUGUAAGGAAAGCGCCUGAACCUGGUGAUAUCAUAUGGGGUAAUCUUGGAAUUACAAUCAAAGAAUAGUAUAAGAGAACCUUGAUAACAAAUGCCAUGACUCUCUUUCUUUUAGCAAUUGGAUUUGGAUUAUUAGUUGGAUUGUCUUAUGCAUAAAAUAUUAUUAACAAGCAUAUCUCUAAAGGUUCAGCAGCAGAAGCAGCCAUUAUUACUCUUCUUGGGUUUGCAUCAUCAAUUUUGAUCUCAAUUAUAAAUGUAGUGUUGGCCAAGAUGAUUAUAAAGUUUGCUGAAUUGGAAUAGCAAGCCACUAGAACAGAUUAUAAUGUUAGUGUGGCUUAUAAGAUGGGAGUGGCUUAAUUUCUGAAUACUGCCAUCUUGACCUUGAUUAUUAAUCUCUUUAUACAGGAGGAUAUUGUGUCAUUAGAUCAAGCUAUUUGGUAAACAGGAGGACUCAAUUCAGAUGUGAUGUUGAUUUUCAUUACUAAUUCUAUAAUGCCUUGGUUGACUCUAUUAUUAGAUGUCAACUAUUUUUAUAAGUUAUAUGUCAGACGCAAAAUUAUUAAGUAAGGAGAGAAUUGCAAGUAUACUUAAAAUGAAGCUAAUCAAGCUUUCGAAGGACCCACAAUUGAUUUAUCAUAGAAAUAUGCUAAAUUGUGUAAAACCCUUUUGUUUACUUUUUUAUAUGCAGCCUUAUUGCCAUUAGGAGUUUGCUUUACUUUUCUCUCAAUAGUUUGUAUCUAUUGGACAGAAAAGUACUUGUUGAUAAGAAGAGAUUCUAAGCCUGCUCCAACUGGGAGUGCAAUGGCUGAGGCAAUGAUCGAUUUUUAUAUCGAAUUAAUUCUAUUAUUGUUUUCUUUAGGAUGCACUUUCUGGGAAUGGGUGAACUACGAUAAAGUUCACAUUCUAACAUGGUUGUAACUGGGAUUGUCAACAUUGCAUUAUUUCAUCCCAAUUUCGAAAAUAUGCGGAUGUAUAGUGGAUUUGGGUAUUGACAAUGCCACAUUGGAAUCAUAUGAUGAGAAAUUCUUAACUUUCUAUGAUGAUUAUGAUCGUCGUAAUCCUGUGACGCUAGAUGCAGCUAAAGAGAAGUGGAUCAAAAUUUAACAGGAAACUGUCUAGCCUACUCCAUAACCAAAAACAGCAACUUAAUUAAAACAAUAUCAUUAAAUUCAACACAUUACAACAGGUAGCACAAAAAUCCAUCCCCUAAAUAGUAGAAAUAGCAGAGAGAUUGAUGAUUUAUAAUAACUUCAAGUUUGA